AUGUCUGAUCCCAAAGCAUACACUGUCGCUUGGAUAUGUGCUGUCACUGCCGAGUCUGUCGCCGCCCGAGCUUUCCUUGACGAGGAGCAUGGACCGCCACAACAGGUAGCCACGCACGACAACAAUAGCUAUGUUUUAGGCAGCAUCGGUAGCCAUAACGUUGUCAUUGCGGCCUUGCCCGAUACCGGCCCGACACCUGGACAUGGAUUGAAGAGCAGUAUGCGGGACCUAAUAGCCGCUUCGCUCUUCAAAUCCCAGAUGGCCAUCCAGUUCGCUCACAAACUACACGCCACCUCACCCAAAACCAGUAUCUUCUGGGUCAACGCCAAUACCAAAGCGACAUUUGAAGAGUCCUACCGGUCUAUGGCAGACGUCCUGGCACUUCCAGGUCGCCACGAUCCUGACGUCAAUAUCCUAGCGCUAGUCCGCAAGUGGCUGCAGCGAGAGGACGUGAGCCCGUGGCUCAUGAUUAUCGACAACGCAGAUGAUGUUAAGAUGCUAUGA
Colletotrichum aenigma is the source of this 504-nucleotide messenger RNA. RefSeq lists its product as uncharacterized. NCBI's taxonomy places the organism in Eukaryota, Fungi, Ascomycota, Sordariomycetes, Glomerellales, Glomerellaceae. Gene Ontology annotation, molecular function: catalytic activity. The coding region runs from base 1 to 504 and encodes 167 amino acids. The transcript has 2 exons. The record is from RefSeq and is a predicted model, not a curated record. Gene Ontology annotation, biological process: nucleoside metabolic process.